Charadrius vociferus (killdeer) is the source of this 1078-nucleotide messenger RNA. It is a transcript of the gene RPP40, whose product is annotated as ribonuclease P/MRP 40kDa subunit. The transcript is spliced from 8 exons. Gene Ontology annotation, molecular function: ribonuclease MRP activity; ribonuclease P activity. The record is from RefSeq and is a predicted model, not a curated record. Lineage: Eukaryota; Metazoa; Chordata; Aves; Charadriiformes; Charadriidae. Gene Ontology annotation, biological process: tRNA 3'-end processing; tRNA 5'-leader removal; endonucleolytic cleavage in ITS1 to separate SSU-rRNA from 5.8S rRNA and LSU-rRNA from tricistronic rRNA transcript (SSU-rRNA, 5.8S rRNA, LSU-rRNA). Gene Ontology annotation, cellular component: ribonuclease MRP complex; multimeric ribonuclease P complex. Bases 1 to 981 code for a protein of 326 amino acids.
AUGAUUGCAUGGGUGUCCUUUUUGAUCCCUGAAUGUGGCAUACAACCUGAAGUGCUGAAAAGUACCAUUGCAGAUGUUGGAGAGUACUACCUGGUGAGAAAUUUAUUGGUUCAUGAAUUGGUCACCCACGAAUUCAUCGAUGCUUUUGUAAAGAAAGGUUCAUGCUAUGCACUUACCUAUAACACAAGAAUUGAUCAAGAUAAUACUGCAGCGCUGCUACCAAAUGGAAAACUAAUUCUAUCAGUGGAUAAGGAUACUUAUGAGGAACUUGGACUGCAAGGUCGCCCUUCUCGGUAUUCUGGCAAAAAAGUAAUGAGAUAUAUUAUAACUAUUGACUUGACUGAUUCUGGCUUUCACCCCGAUAGCAAGAAACAUAACAGAGUGCUUUGGGCCUUGAAAGAAAAGAAACCGUUAGAAUUUGACUUCCUACUGGCUUGGUAUAAUACAGGUGCAGAGGGAUCAACAUUGAUGUCAUACUUUUCAAAGAACCAAAUACGGGCUCUGAAGCCAAAAAUAACAUUCAGCACAUUAAGGGACUUGCAGUGUCCAGUGUUACAAAGUAACGAACUACAAGGAAAGCCAGAGGAGUCCUGCAGUACAGAGGAACUGUUUGAAUGGCUUGGUGCUGUCGUGAAUCAAGUUAGCUUAGACAACAAAUCAUCUAGCUUCUUAUCAACCUAUUGCUGUCCUCAGCCCAACACAAUAGUGGAAAAAGCUUUUUUGUGCACAAUCACAGGCUUUAUAAUUCCUGAGAAGAUAAUUCAGUUAUUGGAGCAACUAUGUUGCUAUUUUGAAGAACCAAAACUGGCACAUUGGCUGACAUUAACUGUGCAUGGCUUUGCAGACAGCCCUGUUUCCUGGAGAGAAAGUGAACAUGGUUUCCACAAGGGAGGAGAGAACUUCUACAACUUUGUCAUUUUUAGAAAUCUGGACUACUGGCUUCAGAUGGCUGUAGGAGCUAACGAUGAUUGUCCUCCAUAAAGCUACGUCUACAGAAGUUUUCUAAUAAUCCUGUGUUACUGUACAGAAAUGUAGUAAGAUACUUUUUUAUAAAAGUAACUUGGUAACAAGUUAAGUA